AUGCUCGCCCACAAGAAGUACGGGCCCCCUCCUGUGAGGCCCAAGCCCUACAGCAUUAUGCUUGAGCUUCUUGAAGCCCAGGCCAACAAAAAACUCACCAGUGAAUAUACCCACGACAUCACUUUGGCAUUGGCACGGCUUGAGGCCGUCAGCCAGGUCAACCCCGCCAUGAUCGACCUCCAGCCCGAAAUCCAGUGGUUCAUGAGACCGUUCUUGCUCGACUUCUUGAUCGAGUUGCAUUCGUCGUUCAAGCUCCAGCCCCAGACGCUUUUUCUCUGCUUGAACGUGAUCGACCGCUACUGCGCCAAGCGUAUAGUGUUCAAGCGCCACUACCAGUUGGUGGGGUGCACCGCACUCUGGAUCGCCGCCAAGUACGAGGACAAGAAGCUGAGGGUGCCCACCUUGAAGGAGUUGACCAUCAUGUGCAGAAGCGCCUACGACGAGGAGAUGUUCAUCCAGAUGGAAAUGCACAUCUUGAGCACCCUCGAGUGGUCGCUCUCGCAUCCCAACUUGGAAGAUUGCCUCCAGUUGGCCAUUUCCCACUCCAACCUCGCUGCUACCACCACCCCCUGUAAAUACAACAAGUCAGUGGCGGGAGGGCCUGGCUCGCCCAACUCGUCGUUGUCGGCCAUCACCGUGGUGGGACGCUUUCUCUGCGAGUUGUCGCUCUACGACAAGUUCUUCUUGUCGAUGCCCACGUCCUUGGUGUCCAUCACCGCCAACUUGUUGGCAUGCUCCAUGCUCCAGAUCCCCAAUGCCUCCGAAAGCUUGCGCGACUUGAUGAGAAGAACCCUCCACAAGAAACCGCCUCCUCCCGCUGAAGACGACAUGUACGACGACUCCGGCUCGGAAAACAGACAGCCAGAAGUCCACGGUGCAUUCCUCAGCGGCCUCGAUGAAAACGCGCUCCAACAAAUCAAGAAAAUCGCAUUGGUGUUUAUCAUCCAGUUCAGCAAAACCACCGAAGUGCUCUCCAAGAAAUACGAAAACUUGGGGGUGAUUCAGGUGAUCAAUAACUUCCACCAAAGAUUCACCUACGUCAUCUCCUCGGUAUAUGAGAGCCAGCAGUCGGUGAUGGACCAGGAGGUAUUGGACCCCAAACUCGUCCAGCUUUCGGAGAUCUUGCUCCAGUUUCCCCAAUCCGAGGUCCAAAUGGACUUGCGCGGCCAGCAACCCACCUCCCAAUAUUCAGUAUUUUCUAAUAAGAGAAGCAGCUCGGUAUGUGUUACGCCCGUGCAUUCCAAUUCUCUUGCGUCAGUUUCCAGCGCAACAUCCAGCAUUGUGCGCAACAGCAAGAGAAGAAUAUCGAAGGGUAAACCAUCCAACUACACUGCUUCCUACAAUAGCAAUAUCGCUAAGCAUAAUCAUGCUCUUCCACCCCCACCCCCUCAUCGUUUGACAAGUACAGCAAACAGUAGUACCGAGUUCUCGCCUUUGAAUGCCAAUAGUAGCGGAACUUCGGAGUCUACUGCCUGGCCGUCGCCAGUAAUGCAUGUAUGA
Suhomyces tanzawaensis NRRL Y-17324 is the source of this 1500-nucleotide messenger RNA. It is a transcript of the gene CCN1, whose product is annotated as Ccn1p. Gene Ontology annotation, cellular component: cyclin-dependent protein kinase holoenzyme complex; nucleus; cytoplasm. Bases 1 to 1500 code for a protein of 499 amino acids. Gene Ontology annotation, biological process: regulation of G1/S transition of mitotic cell cycle; regulation of cyclin-dependent protein serine/threonine kinase activity; mitotic cell cycle phase transition. The record is from RefSeq and is a predicted model, not a curated record. NCBI's taxonomy places the organism in Eukaryota, Fungi, Ascomycota, Pichiomycetes, Serinales, Debaryomycetaceae. Gene Ontology annotation, molecular function: cyclin-dependent protein serine/threonine kinase regulator activity. The transcript is spliced from 3 exons.